This is a messenger RNA of Panicum virgatum (switchgrass), 1043 nucleotides long. Its product is annotated as membrane protein PM19L-like. The coding region runs from base 281 to 790 and encodes 169 amino acids. The transcript is spliced from 3 exons. Lineage: Eukaryota; Viridiplantae; Streptophyta; Magnoliopsida; Poales; Poaceae. The record is from RefSeq and is a predicted model, not a curated record.
GGAGCAAGGAAUGGCGCCUGGCUUCCUUGCAAAGCAAAACGCAAGAACAUCUCAGACAAUGAUUUUCUGCCUUGCUUUGGCGGCGAUCGAUCUUACCUUUCAGCCAAAGAAACGGCCGGAGCGCAGCUCAGCAUCAUCCUUCCCGGCGCGCGCGCAUAUAUGCCGGCCGCGCUCACGCCUUGACGCACCACAAAGGACCUCAGCCCAAAGCUAGCCCCAAACCCAUCUCCGAUCCCCAAACCCAGCCGAUCCGCCAGGGAGAAAGGUAAAGCAGCGGUCCAUGGCGUCAGGCGGGCAGCGGUCCAUGGCGUCGGCCCUCCUGUUCCUGAACCUCAUCAUGUACGUCGUCGUCGCGGCCAUCGCCGGCUGGGCCAUCAACUACAGCAUCGACGAGAGCAGGAACUCACUGCAGGGCGUGUCCCCGCCGGUGCGCCUGUUCCCGAUCUACUUCCCGAUCGGCAACCUGGCGACGGGGUUCUUCGUCGUCUUCGCGCUCCUCGCGGGCGUCGUCGGCAUCUCCACCUCCAUCACCGGGCUGCACGACGUCGGCCAGGGGCUCCCGGCCAACAUGAUGUCCGCCGCCGCCGCCGCGCUAGUCACCUGGACCCUCACCCUCCUCGCCAUGGGGCUGGCCUGCAAGGAGAUCACCGUCAGCUGGAGGCCCGCGAGCCUGCGCACCUUGGAGGCGUUCACCAUCAUCCUGGCCGGGACGCAGCUGCUCUGCGCCGGGUCGCUCCACGCCGGCGCGCACGCGGCCAUCCUCGCGACCCCCGUCGGCGGCAGGGUCUGAUGGCGUGAUCGACUGAGGCGGCGACGGCGGCGGCGGCGACGGACAUGUAUACGAGCGAACGUGUCAUCUUGGGCAGUGGUCGGCGGUCUACGCGAGCGCGAGUGAUCGAUGUGUGUGGCCGGUGGGUGCUUGAAAUUCGUGUGUGUGUUCUUCGCUUUUAAGGUGUUGGUGUUGGUAUUGGUCUCGUGGUGAAUUACUGAACAAUAUAUGGCGGUUCUUCAAAUUGCACUUUGCGCUCAUCGGAAAUUUUAAA